AGGAUCAUGGUCAGAGACGGAGCAGAUGAACACGAAGAAUUUGUAUAUGAAGAAGAGAAAUUUGACCAAGACACUUCCAUGGUGCUCAUAUGGCCAUUUCCACUUUUGGAUGAUGAUGGUCAAUUCAACCUGUACAAAUCCUGUAUAGCGAAUGUUGAUAGAACACACAGCGGGGAUAUGUUCUUAGUGAUUUAUGAACGCAUGGGACGAAUACAGCUGCUUCAACACUUCCGAGGUCUUGCUGGGAGAAAAGCUGAUGCGUUUGAGAAUGAUUUCGUCAAAGUACGUCGUGCUCAAUCGAUCAGCAUAAAAUAUAAAGAAAAGCCAGACGAGAAAAGUAUGUACAACCGUCUCAUUUCUAUUGAUGGGGAAAUCCAAGAAUGUGAGGAACCCGACUAUUUAAUCAAAAUAUUGGAUGGACCUUUGAAUGUGUUCUCUAGUACUCCUCUUCUGUGAUUCCUUUCUGUCAUCUAACCAGACUGGCUAUAUGGAUCUGUACCAGGACUAACCUCUAGUUGUCAAGGACUGUAUGGUAACCAGAGUGGUAUCUAGUACUGUAUGGUAACCAGAGUGUGUACCAUGGUAUAGCACUGUAUGGUAACCAGAGUGGUAUCUAGUACUGUAUGGUAACCAGAGUGGUAUCUAGUACUGUAUGGUAUCCAGAGUGGUAUCUAGUACUGUAUGGUAACCAGAGUGGUAUCUAGUACUGUAUGGUAUCCAGAGUGGUAUCUAGUACUGUAUGGUAUCCAGAGUGGUAUCUAGUACUGUAUGGUAACCAGAGUGGUAUCUAGUACUGUAUGGUAUCCAGAGUGGUAUCUAGUACUGUAUAGUAUCAAGAGUGGUAUCUAGUACUGUAUGGUAUCCAGAGUGGUAUCUAGUACUGUAUGGUAACCAGAGUGGUAUCUAGUACUGUAUGGUAACCAGAGUGGUAUCUAGUACUGUAUGGUAACCAGAGUGGUAUCUAGUACUGUAUGGUAUCCAGAGUGGUAUCUAGUACUGUAUGGUAACCAGAGUGGUAUCUAGUACUGUAUGGUAUCCAGAGUGGUAUCUAGUACUGUAUGGUAUCCAGAGUGGUAUCUAGUACUGUAUGGUAACCAGAGUGGUAUCUAGUACUGUAUGGUAUCCAGAGUGGUAUCUAGUACUGUAUGGUAUCCAGAGUGGUAUCUAGUACUGUAUGGUAACCAGAGUGGUAUCUAGUACUGUAUGGUAACCAGAGUGGUAUCUAGUACUGUAUGGUAACCAGAGUGUGUACCAUGGUAUAGCACUGUAUGGUAUCCAGAGUGGUAUCUAGCACUGUAUGGUAACCAGAGUGGUAUCUAGUACUGUAUGGUAUCCAGUAUCAUGGUAUAGUGUUGUAUAUAUGUGUGUACCAGUGGAUGUAUCCUAACACUGUAACAGUGUGAUUGUUAUUCAUCCAUAUACUGGAAUAUAUCUGUACACUGGUAUAUAUCCAUACACUGGUAUAUAUCCAUACACUGGUAUAUAUCCAUACACUGGUAUAUAUCUGUACACAAGGGUCUCUUAUGUGCCUAGUAACUAACAGCAUAUCAUUAGAUACACAUUUUGACAAAAUAAUUGUUCUGCUGUUUAAAGAAUGAUUUGAAAUAACAUUUGAAUAUGAAUGGACUUGAAUCACAUCUAUUCAGUAAUGUUAAAAAACUGCUGGUUUAAGGAUGUAAGACUUCAAGAA
This is a messenger RNA of Pecten maximus, 1690 nucleotides long. RefSeq lists its product as uncharacterized. Lineage: Eukaryota; Metazoa; Mollusca; Bivalvia; Pectinida; Pectinidae. The record is from RefSeq and is a predicted model, not a curated record. Bases 7 to 456 code for a protein of 149 amino acids. The transcript has 4 exons.